Molecule: messenger RNA, 1313 nt
Organism: Capsicum annuum
Lineage: Eukaryota; Viridiplantae; Streptophyta; Magnoliopsida; Solanales; Solanaceae
Product: tetraspanin-19
Exons: 6
Coding region: 237-905 (222 amino acids)
Cellular component (GO): membrane
Source: RefSeq, a predicted model, not a curated record
GAAUUUUCCAUAUUCACAUUGAUGGAACAUUUUCAAUGAAAAUUUGUCAACACGCCAACUGUCCCUCUUUAUUGCGUUAAAAACGGUAACUACAUCAGCUGGAUCGGUAUUCGGCGAGAAAUACGAUCACAAAAAUUCUUUGAAUUUUCUCAAAUUCCUAUAACCCUAACAAAAAUAAUUAGGAUCAAUUUAGGGUUAGGGUUUUGAGGGAUUUAUAUUGAAUUUGAAUUGAUAAAAUGACGAGGAUGGCGAGGAGUUGUAUGCAGUCAUUGUUGAAAGUGGUGAAUUCGUUGAUUGGAAUGGUAGGGAUUGCCAUGAUUUUGUAUGCACUUUGGAUGUUUAGGGUUUGGCAUAAGCAUAUGGAUCCCUCUCCUCCACCUUUCUUUGGUCCUGAUGCCCCUGCUCCCUGGUUCAUUUACGCAACACUUGGUCUUGGAAUAACUUUGUCCAUUGUCACUUGCUCGGGUCAUAUUGCUGCAGAGACUGCUAAUGGCUGUUGCUUAUAUAUUUACAUGGUUUUCAUCAUCCUACUUCUCAUGAUAGAAGCAGCUGUGACGGUAGAUGUAUUCCUAAACAAAAAUUGGGAAGAGGAUUUCCCUGUGGACACGACUGGGAAUUUCGAGGAGCUCAAACACUUCAUGAAAGAUAACUUUGACAUCUGUAAAUGGAUUGGCUUGUCAGUAGUGACUGUGCAGGGGCUAUCUAUAUUAUUGGCAAUGAUCCUCAAAGCUCUAGGACCACAUCAGGAAAGGUAUUAUUAUGAGAGUGAUGAUGAGUAUAUCCCCGACAGAGUCCCACUAUUGAAGAAUUAUGUUCCUUCACCGUCUUAUGUUGUUGGCGACCCUAUGUAUGGACCUAAGAAUGAUGCUUGGAAUAUCAGAAUUAACAGCAAGGCAAACAGAUGAGCUCCUAGUUCAGCUAGUCGAUCAGCAAAAACUGAAGUUGCAAUACAAUUGUUUGCACUGUGCAAAUUUACGUGUAAAGUUGAAAGUGGAAUUUACAUGCUUCCUAACUGUAGUAGAAUUCGCGUAAACUUGUGCAGUUCUUGUAUAUUCUGCUACCAUGUAUUCUUACACUUGUUCGACAACGUGAUCAUUUAGCUGUCAAGAGUCCAAAAACGCCUACUCCAAUGGCCUUAUGUUUAUAUAUAAUAGCAGAAUCUUGAAGUUUACCAGAACAGAUAGUAAAGUCCUGCAGUAGGGACUCUCGUCAUUCUCUUGCUGGUACUGUGGAUGAACAAUAAAUUACACUUGUCACAAACAAUCAUACUUCUCAUUAUUAUAAGUAAAAGAGAUCUUCUGAAGUAGUACUAA